AUGCUUCAAUCUUAUCAUUUAUCAUUCUUUUCGAAAUCACUUAUUAGUCGUUAUUUAACGAAAAGGCCAUUAAUUCCUGAGAAGGUUAAUUGUCUUGGCAAGGAUUCUUCUUUUAUCGAUUUUAAAAGAAUAAAAUGUAAGGGAGGUAAUGGAGGCGAUGGAAUGGUGUCUUUUUUAAGAGCAUUUAAUUUACCGUUCGGUGGUCCAGCUGGUGGAAAUGGUGGUAAUGGUGCACACAUUAUUUUUCAAGCUGAUACAUCAACAAAAGAUUUAUCGCAUUUAAAAUCAGUUAUCAUUGCAAAAAAUGGUGAAUUUGGUAAAGGUCAAUGUUGUCAUGGUAAAAAUGCGGAACACUGCUAUAUUAAAGUUCCAGUUGGUACAGUUUUCAAGAAGCCUUCUUCUAAUACGAUUGUGGCAGAUUUAAAAGCUCAUGGUUCAAUUUUUCUGGCUGCUAGAGGUGGUGCUGGUGGUCAUGGCAAUUUAUUUUACCUUUCAAACUCACUUCGAACUCCUUUAAAAGCCGAAUUUGGUGGUCGUGGCGAAGAACUCGAUUAUGAUGUUGAAAUGAGGAUUAUCGCUACGGCCGGUUUAAUUGGUUUUCCAAAUACGGGAAAAUCAUCACUUCUACGGGCAAUAUCUCGAGCGAGGCCUAAAAUCGCCAGUUAUCCUUUUACUACUUUAAAUGCUCAUAUUGGCAUUGUUAAUUAUGACGAUUAUGUUCAAAUCGCCGUUGCUGAUAUUCCCGGCUUAAUCGAGGGAUCUCAUUUAAAUACAGGUUUAGGCAUCGAUUUUUUAAAGCACAUCAGUCGUUGCCAAUGUCUUUUUUAUGUUCUUGAUCCUACACUUUCAGAAUUAAGCGAUCAGUUUAAAGCACUUCGUUUUGAAUUGGAAUACUUCGAAAAGGAACUAAUAGAGAAAUCGACAACUAUAGUUGUAAAUAAAUGUGAUUUAAUGGGAAAAAAGUUGAAUAUAAGCGCAAUUGAACAAAUAUUUCACCCACAUAGUGUUUUUCUUGUAUCGGCGAAACAUGGAACAGCUUUGGAACCUCUCUUACUCCAUCUCCGGGAUGAAUAUGACCGAAAUCAGGAACAGAAAUCGAAGGAAGAAAAUUUAUGUGAACCUGAUGAUAAAUACCAAUUUCACUGA
This is a messenger RNA of Dracunculus medinensis (Guinea worm), 1146 nucleotides long. Lineage: Eukaryota; Metazoa; Nematoda; Chromadorea; Rhabditida; Dracunculidae. The record is from the annotation of a GenBank genome assembly.